This is a messenger RNA of Alligator sinensis (Chinese alligator), 3002 nucleotides long. RefSeq names its product anillin. Gene Ontology annotation, cellular component: actomyosin contractile ring. Bases 20 to 1759 code for a protein of 579 amino acids. Lineage: Eukaryota; Metazoa; Chordata; Crocodylia; Alligatoridae. Gene Ontology annotation, biological process: septin ring organization; actomyosin contractile ring assembly; mitotic cytokinesis. The record is from RefSeq and is a predicted model, not a curated record. The transcript has 15 exons.
CAAAGUACAUGAAAUUGAGAUGAGUGUAGAUGGUGAUGAUGUGAUGAAUAGCUCAAAGGUAAUAAAUGAAAUCUUUGAUGAAAUUCUUCAAGAGGAUGGUCCAGACAUAGAAAAAUUAAAAAAAGAAAUGAGUAUGAACCUGGAAGCUGAGAGUGAUGAGGAACAGGAAGAGUCGCUGAAUAUUUCUUCUAUGUCUCUGCUAACUCCCUUAGCAGAAUCUGUUGGUGUUGUGAGUCCAGAGGGUUUUGUCUCUCCUAGUAGGUCAGCUGGUGAGGGGAGCAGCACAAGCAAUGGAAGCCCAAUGUCUGGCAAGUACCAAAGAACACAAGUUCCUAGAGCAGAAUCAGGGGACAGCAUUGGAUCAGUAUCGGAAGAUCGCCACCUUCUAUACAGCAUUGAUGCAUAUAGAUCUCAAAGAUUUAAAGAAACAGAUCGUCCUUCAAUAAAGCAAGUGAUUGUUCGCAAAGAAGAUGUUACUUCUAAAUUAGAGAAAAAGAAUGGAACUUCUGAUCAAGUUAAUAAUAUUAAACAGAAAAUGCAGGAGUUGAAUAAUGAGAUCAACUUGCAACAGACUGUGAUUUAUCAGGCCAGCCAGGCUCUGAACUGCUGUUUUGAUGAGGAACAUGGAAAAGGGUCACAAGAAGAAGCUGAAGCAGAAAGACUUCUUCUGCUUGCAACUGAAAAGAGAACUGCUUUGCUUGAAGAGCUAAACAAACUGAAGACCGAGGGACCUCAAAGCAAAAAAAAUAAAGCUGCCUCUACAUCCCUGGUGUUUGCUCCAUCCAAAGGAACUGUCACUAUUUCAGAAAUGCGUCUACCUCUAAAAGCAGACUUCGUUUGUAGCACCAUGCAGAAACCAGAUGCAGCAAAUUACUACUACGUAAUAUUAUUGAGAUCUGGAGCUGAAAAUAUGGUAGCAACUCCCUUAGCAAGUACUGCAAGUUCCCUAAAUGGAGAUGCUCUUAUUUUUACUACAACUUUUACUUUGCAAGAUGUAUCCAGUGACUUUGAAAUAAACAUAGAAGUUUACAGUUUGGUUCAGAGGAAGGAGAGCACAGGAAUUGAGAAGAGAAAGAAGACAAAUAAAUCUAAGGUUAUUACUCCAAAGAGAUUAUUGACAUCUAUUACCUCUAAAAGCACGCUUCUUACUCCAGCCAUGGCUAGUCCAGGUGGCCCCCAUGCUGUACGCACAAGUAACUUUGUCCUUGCUGGAUCUCUCAAGCUUUCACUGGCUUCAAUGGGAAACACCAGAUUUGUUUUAGACAAGGUUCCCUUUUUGUCUCCUUUGGAAGGACAUAUAUAUUUAAAGCUAAAUUGUAAACUAGAUUCUUCUGUAGAAGAAAAAGGAUUUUUGACUAUGUUUGAAGAUGUGAGUGGAUUUGGGGCUUGGCAUCGACGCUGGUGUGUGCUUUCUGGAAACUGUAUUUCCUAUUGGACCUAUCCAGAUGAUGAAAAGAGAAAGCAUCCUUUGGGCCGGAUAAAUUUGGCUAAUUGCACUAAUCGUCAGAUUGAACCAGCCAACAGAGAAUUCUGUGCCCGACCUAACACUUUUGAGCUAAUCACUGUCCGACCUCAAAGGGAGGAUGACAGAGAGACUCUUGUCAGCCAGUGUAGAGAUACUCUCUGUGUUACCAAGAACUGGCUGUCUGCAGAUACUAAAGAUGAACGUAACCUUUGGAUGCAAAAACUUAACCAAGUGGUUGUGGAACUUCGCAUGUGGCAGCCUGAUGCAUGCUACAAACCUAUUGGAAAGCCUUAAACUUUGGGGGGAAACUUCUGAAAUGUCUACGCAAUACAAAUGCCAGCUGCAUUUUAAAUCCUCUUUUUAUGUAAGCUCAUCAGAGGCCUCCUUAUAUUUUAUGCUUUAAAAAUGGAAGAGUACGUGCCAUUUAUACAGAGUAUGUUAUGCAGUAUUUGUAUUUCUCUAUUAGGAUUUUAACUGAUCUCCUUUCCUAGCAUUUGAUUGUUAGGAAGCAAUUAGCUCCUUUAUUUGAAUGUACUAAAUAUUUAUAUAACUCCUACUUUUUGGAACUCUCUAUGGCUCAGUACAUUCUCUUCUAUUGAAACAACUAAAUUGGGACAUAAGUUUAUCACAGGGAAUCAGAUUUCUGGAAGGAAGAAUCUAGUAAAACACAAGCUUACUAGAUAACUCUUUUCCCCUCAAGGGAGCUAUGGCUCUGAGUUGAUUCAUUUUAAUAGUCACGGUGCUGAAACGGUAACUCUUAAUGCUUUAUGAAGUUUUUAAUAAUUCGUAGGCAUAAAAGCUGCCAGUCUUGUGCAUUUUGAAACAUGCAACAUACACUUUAAUUUGUGCAAAGCUUCCCUUUCUUGCAUCCAGAACAAAAAUUGCACAAUAUACCCAUAGCAGCUUCUUGCAUUCUGAAAUCUUAUUUGCCAUUUUUCUCGUCUACAAGUAUGAACUAAUGUUUGGUAUGCAUGUUAUGCAGUUUACAGGCAGUAUGUUGCACAGUUUCAUAGAAAUCAAAGUUCUUUAAUAUUUUUGGCAGGGCCUUAUAAAAACUUUAACUUCAAAGUUCUGAGUGCAUGUUCUUGAAAUUCAUCAUUUGUACAAAUUAUUUUCACAAUUCUGCUUCUGAGCACCAGAAUAUGUUGGAAAAAACAGUCUUUCCGUGAGACUCUACAAAGCUGCUACAUACCAAUUAAUACUCUACUGCUCAUAAGUUUAUCAGAGAGAGGUCUGUAAAUACAGAUAAAACUCUUCUUCAGGCCAUCAUUAAAACUGCGUAUUUGACUUUAGCUGAGUAGGUUUUGCCAUUUUCACGGAGCUUUCCAUUGGGCACAGUGUGAAAUAUUAUCUUGCUACUGUGCGUGCAGUAGUGGUGUACUUAAAACUGCUAUAGCUGUUUAAAUUUUUGCACUUGAAACACUAAAUCUACUCUCCCGUCCUGUCAUUUUUGUACUGUUACUCUGAACCUCAUUUCCUUUCUGGUGUCUUAAGUAUUCCUAAAUGAUGUAUUGAGAUUGUAUUUUAUUCCCUUUAA